CAAUCAUGAAAAUAGAUAGUAUAUAACAAAUAAAUAAUAAUCUGAAUAAGGUUUCCCGAAAAUAGUUCUGCGGUCACUACAAAAAAAGGAGUAUCUGUUUCAUUUAUGGAACACUCCUUUUUACAGAAUUGAAAAAUUUGACAGCAGUCGUAUGUUGUUCAAAUUGAUUAAUCCUUAUGUAUAUAUUAUAAUGAUCGAUUAAUCUAUUAUUAAAUUAUUGGAUUCGUAAAAAUAUAUGUUUAAUAUAAAAUAUCAAAAUGAAUAUACUUUUCCCAUUAUUGAUUACAGUAUCUGUAUUUUUAAAUUGUUCAGGAUCAAAAGUAUUGGAAUUGAGUGAUAAAUUCGCUCAAAUCCGUAAGCAAAGUAAUACACUAUGGCUUGUGAAGUUUUAUGCACCUUGGUGUGGUCAUUGCAAACGACUUGAACCUGUGUGGGCACAGGUUUCUCAAGCACUUUAUAGAACUAAUGUAAGGGUGGGUAGAGUAGAUUGUACUCGCUUCACAUCUAUAGCUUCUGAAUUUUCAAUUAAUGGUUUUCCAACCAUAAAAUUUAUCACAUCAGAUGAGGACUUCACGUACCAUGGUGAUCGAAAUAAAGAAGACAUAAUCAAUUUUGCUCUGAGAAUGGCGGGACCUCCGAUUCAACAAGUUACAAGGCCAGAAAGCAUAACAAAUCUUCAAGGCAUGAAUCAACUAUUUUUCAUGUAUGUUGGGGAUCAAGAAGGUCCAUUAUGGGAUUCUUUCAAUAAUAUUGCCUCUAAAAUGCAACCGCAUAGUUUCUUUUAUGUUGCAUCUAAGGAAAUAGCUGGUUCUCAUUUCAAUAUCACUACUGAUUUGCCUGCUGUUUUUGUCCAUAAGGACAAUGCUCAUUAUUUUUAUACAGUUGAUGCAAACACAAGUGAUCCAGAGCACUUCAACAAUACAAUGUACAAUUGGAUCAAUGAAGAACGUUUUGCAACAUUCCCUAAAAUAACUAGAGGCAAUAUCAAUGAGAUACUACAGACUAAGAAAUAUAUUGUUCUUGCUGUAGUUGAAGAGGACAAGUCCCAUGAAAUACCUAGAGAAAUGUUGAAGUUUAGGAAUAUGGUAGAAUCAGUUAUCACCAAGAAUCGUGAAAAAUACCACAAGUAUUUUCAGUUUGGUUGGGUGGGAAGCCCAGACCUAGCAAAUAGCAUUGCCAUGCAAGUUCUACCGUUACCCUAUCUCUUGGUUUUGAACAGUACAACGAAUCACCAUCAUAUUCCAGAAGAAGAAGAUGCACUGCAGAUGACCAAAGAAUAUUUGGAGAGUUUUUUGGAAAGAAUUCAUAACCAGUCAGCACCAGUUUAUGGAGGGAAUGGUUUGAUGGUCAAAUUCUACAGGACCUAUUUUGAAGGGAGAACUGCGUUGUCAGAAAUGUGGAGGGGAAAUCCAGUUUUAACAACUGUUCUCUUUGGAUUACCACUUGGAUUUCUCUCUCUGAUUUUGUACUCGAUUUGUUGUGCCGACAUUUUGGAUGCCGAUGAAGAUGAUGAAGAAGAAUUAUUACACGAAAAGAAGGAAUAAGUCCGGAGAUAGAUAUUCGUGAGACAGGUACGUAUAAAAUUUCAUAAGUGUUAUGUUCUCAACAUUCUAAGGGUUAGAGUCUAACCAAAUGUCUAUAAUUGGAGUGUGUAGUUAAUCUGUAUGUUGUCUUUGGUUUUAAUCAGGAAAUUCUUUCAGGCGAUUAAUUUUAUAUGGCAAAAAUAUUGUAAUUAAUCAUGUUUAAAUAAUAAUUGGUAGUUGUUUUGGUGCCAUAUUGUAUUUCUAGUUUUUACUGUACCUGUUUAGGAUAUUUGAAAAAAUACCCAUUUCCCCAUGUUGAUCUACAAUAGGCUAUUUGACAAUUUUUGUAACCUCUGGAAUAUUCCUCAAAAUAUGCAGCUAAAAUGCAAUUUUUUCACAAGUGAUGUCACUUGGAAGUAUAAACAGUCGUGUGCCUUGUUUCCUUUAUAUAUUUUUAGAAUUCAAUGUUGUUUCAAAUACCCUUAGCUUCCAUUGACAUUUCUUUAGGGGAAAUCAAUCUAUUUAGGCAUAUUUUAUUAUAUAUUGAAAUUCUUAGCGCACUAUAAACUCAAAGAAACGAAAAUGCAAAUGUCACAGGUAUUUACUUCAAAUUGAUGUCACUGUAAGUUCGCUCAAUUCAGUUCGUUUCUGAAGCUUUUUGGCAUAUUUAAUAUUGUACGUUUCCUGUUGAAUUAUUGUGUAUGAUUCAUGAGGAUGUCAAUAAAUAGGACAAUAUUCUUAUAUUGUCAAAUAGCCUUUUUUUGUAUUGAAAAUUGUCCUUGAAAUAGAUAGUGGAGUUAGUCAAGUGAAAGUAUCAAGGUAAUUUAUUACAUGUUUCACACAAUGCUAACGAAAUUCCAUUCAGAUCAAAAAUACACAGGAAUUAUUUGGUCGAUUAUAUUAUGACAUUUGAAUAUAUUCCAUUCUACAUACGGCUCAGGUGAAACACCAAAAUUUUGUUACUUUUCUUUAUAAAUAAGAACUGAUCUCAUCAAUGAAGUUUUUCUAUUUAUUUAUAUUUUAGAUGUUGUUAUUUCUAAUAUAAAGUACUUAAAUUGA
Harmonia axyridis is the source of this 2582-nucleotide messenger RNA. It is a transcript of the gene Tmx3, whose product is annotated as protein disulfide-isomerase TMX3. Gene Ontology annotation, molecular function: protein disulfide isomerase activity. The record is from RefSeq and is a predicted model, not a curated record. Lineage: Eukaryota; Metazoa; Arthropoda; Insecta; Coleoptera; Coccinellidae. Gene Ontology annotation, cellular component: endoplasmic reticulum. The transcript has 6 exons. Gene Ontology annotation, biological process: peptidyl-cysteine oxidation. The coding region runs from base 258 to 1544 and encodes 428 amino acids.